Messenger RNA from Aspergillus japonicus CBS 114.51, 630 nucleotides. RefSeq lists its product as uncharacterized. The coding region runs from base 35 to 403 and encodes 122 amino acids. The transcript has 4 exons. NCBI's taxonomy places the organism in Eukaryota, Fungi, Ascomycota, Eurotiomycetes, Eurotiales, Aspergillaceae. The record is from RefSeq and is a predicted model, not a curated record.
CAUCAAGUUAAAUGCUAUUAUCCAAACUCCAACCAUGAAACCCAGCACCACCAUCCUCCCACUAUCUCCGCUCCUCCUGCUACCAAUCCCCGCACCUCUCGUCCUCGCGGCCACCAACUUCGUUGAACUCGAAGUAAGUUUUUACGGCUCCACGCUGGGGAUCCCCGACUCCACGGCCUACGUGCAAGUCCCCAUCGGCAACCGGUCCGUGGUGCCAGCCACAUGUACGGAUCUCCCUCUGACGGCGUAUAACGCGACAUUGUUACCGCCGGAGCCUCCGGUCGAAGUUGAAUGUUAUCUUCUUGGGCUACCCUGUCGGGAUGUCGUGGGAACGAUUUCGACGGAGGCUACCUUCAUCAAACUAUUAAAUCCGGCGCGGGCGGUGCAGUGCUAUCCCGAGUAAGGACUCAGUUGUGGGAUGGGAGGUGUAGUUUGAAAUCAGAGAUAUCAUAGAGGGACCAGUCUACACGACAAUGAUAACGUGAUGUCCAUACUAUAUGAUUGCAACCAAAUCAGCACGCAUACAAUCUGCCUAGACGAAGCUCUAACGCCCACAUUCAGUCCCUUCAUUCUAUGAGGAAGAAAGCAACAAUCUAUCUGAACCUUGGGAGAAAAUCAAGUCCAAACCUU